Messenger RNA from Musa acuminata subsp. malaccensis (wild Malaysian banana), 849 nucleotides. RefSeq lists its product as uncharacterized. NCBI's taxonomy places the organism in Eukaryota, Viridiplantae, Streptophyta, Magnoliopsida, Zingiberales, Musaceae. Gene Ontology annotation, cellular component: ribonuclease H2 complex. Gene Ontology annotation, biological process: RNA catabolic process. The record is from RefSeq and is a predicted model, not a curated record.
CAGCCGCGCCAAACGUUUGACGCAGGACCGCGAAAAAAGGGUCUCUAGGGUUCGUCCCCAGCCACAAUCGAUGGAGGAAGGCAGCAGCCUCGCGGCUUCUUGUCCGGGUAGGAGCAACGGCGGCGGCGAGGGAAGCACCGGGAUCAUCGAUCUCCGCCCUCCUGGUUCAUCCCCGGCCGUUGAUCUCACCGAUCGAGUCCACCUCCUCCCCUGUUCCGUCAAGCACGAUGGCCCCUGCCCCGUCUCCCACUACUUCAAGCCCAAGCAGACAGAUGUGGUAGUGGAUGAUCUGUGCUUGAAAGAAGCCUUCUUUAGAGGGAGGAAGUUGCAGGGCGUCACCGUUCCCCUACCCCCAGGAUAUCGAGGUUACGUUUUGGACAAGAGUUCGGAGAGUGGCAAGAGAUCGGAAACUUCGGAAGGGGGAUUCGACCGGUGGUUGUCCCGUGCUGAGUUUGGGAACUUAACCUAUUGGAAUCAUGACAGCCUGCCUUCACCAGACGAUCCGCUCAUACGGUGCUUCCAUUGGUUUUCUGUUUCUAAUGCCUUGCACAAGCCAGUCACCCAAGCAGAGUUGGAUUCGGCAAUGUCUGUUCAAGGAAGAAAUGAUUGAACUUACCUGCUCACUAAAACCUCGAUGGAAGAAACACUUGGCUUUUAUUCCAGGCGAGGCUACUUUCUGAAUCCUAGUUUCACUCCAAAUUGGUACUUCCAUCUUUCAGUCCCUCUCUUCCUUAUGUAGUUGUUGUCUCAAGGCAUUGAUGGCAUGUUAGGCUUUCAUCAAGAAGGUUUGAUAAAUUAGAAUUCAGAUACACAGACAAACUUUUUCCUCUGGCAUUUUCACAUCAAAAG